AUGAGCUCGCAGCGCUAUCAACGGGUGAAUGCCCACGAUGAGGAAGACAACUCACAUUCAUACCCGUUGAAUCCUACUCGAUCUGAUCUUACUCCAACUUCUCCACCUCCGUCGUUCCGUUCCGGCUCCCGGUCAUCCUCACCGUCCUCACGGCGGCUACUUCAUGGCGACCCACUCCGCAAUGAUGAUGACCAGACCCUGGCCGAUGCUUUUGGGGAUGAAGAUGAAUCCGACGAUGACGAGGAGCCCGACGAUAGGCAGCGGUUGAUGCGUGCCAAUCCGGAUACUGGAUCACCUGCCAGCUACGGGCAAGUGGCGUCGUCAGCCUCUUCGUCGGAUGCCAGAAAUGAUAGACAAGAGGAGCCUCGUGCUUCACCACUCCCGCGCCGACCAACUAUACUGCCUACAUUUACGACUCCCGCGCCCGGGGGAAGUCGAUCGGUCGCCCCAUCGAAUGAUGGAGUGUUUGCCAAUCUGGCCGCCAAGCCAGAACGAGGCGAGAAGAACGAGGAUCUGCCUCCUUCUUACGAAGAAGCAGCGGCCGAUGCGACACCCCCAUACUGGGAGACCACGAUCGUAGCGCCCGGCAUCUCGUCCGAUGAAGUGUAUGUCGAUGGAUUGCCCGUCGGAUCCGUGUUCUCCUUUGUGUGGAACGCCAUGAUAUCCAUGUCGUUCCAGCUCGUUGGUUUCUUGUUGACGUACCUCCUGCAUACCACCCACGCCGCAAAGAACGGCAGUCGAGCGGGUCUCGGCCUUACCCUUGUUCAAUACGGUUUCUACAUGAAAGGCGGCAGCGAUACCUCGGGUGGCGAUAGUGGCAGCGAUCAAUACGUCCCGCCUCCAGAUCCCAACAGUCACAGCUUUGAUCCAAACUCCGUCGGCGAGGGUUCCGGCGGCGAUGGUGGCAAUGCUUUGUCGGGCAUCACUACGAGCGAGUGGAUAUCAUACGUUCUUAUGAUUGUCGGAUGGUUCAUCUUGAUUCGCGCCGUCAGCGACUUCCUCCGCGCACGGCGUCACGAGCAGCUCGUGUUGCAGAGUCCCGAUCGAGGAUUGGGCGUGCCGGUCAUCGCGGAGGGAGAACGGUCCGAGACCGUGGUUUAA
Molecule: messenger RNA, 1101 nt
Organism: Penicillium brasilianum
Lineage: Eukaryota; Fungi; Ascomycota; Eurotiomycetes; Eurotiales; Aspergillaceae
Source: the annotation of a GenBank genome assembly